Messenger RNA from Oikopleura dioica, 825 nucleotides. The record is from the annotation of a GenBank genome assembly. Lineage: Eukaryota; Metazoa; Chordata; Appendicularia; Copelata; Oikopleuridae.
AUGGACUGGUCCCAGAUUCAUAAAUUGUGUGUGUUGUUGCUAGACUGGCUGAUUUAUAAUGAUUACUCUCACGAAGCCGAAAAACUGCUGAAAUAUUUGGAUGAAAUCUCCAGUGGGGUCUUUGUUCCUGAAAAUGAAACCCUUUCCCGUCGAGUAGAAAAUCUCAGGAGCAAGAAUUCCUCUUCAAGAGUUGAGUCAUCGGAAGAGCCAUUUCUCAACUUCCUCGUUUCGAUGGGCCCAAGUCCGACGGAUGGGAACCUGUUUCUCGGCGAAUUCGUCCCGAUUCUAGAGGCCCUUUGCAAGUCAACUGCGAACAAGGAACUCGGAGAAGAAGCCGUCGCAAGAUCAUCGGCAAAAGAAGCGACGAAUCUCUUAUUGGCAAAAGUGAAAGGCUUCAGCUUCGAAAACUCGAGUCCUCUGGCUGCGCCUAACUUUCAAAAACUCAUCAAGAGGCUCAAGUCGCGACAAUUCAGGCCAAUUAAAGAUCAGAAGAAUCCAGACUCGGGGGAUGAAACGUUCGCAUCCUCCGACUCAAUUUUUCAAUCGGAAGAAUCAGAAGAGUUUAAUUUCUCAAGCAUCAGUCCGAAAAACUUGUCGCCUGGAAUUGAACCAACGAAAAGAACGGCUGUUACUUAUAACAACACGCAGCCAUUUGACACAGAAGAUGCCGUAGAUCAAGCCACGAGCUCAUGUGGUGAGCAACUUCAAAAUAGCACAAGCAGCACGAGAAGAGUUUCUCCAGUUUCGCGACUGCUGACGCCACCCGGAAAUGCCAAGCGCAGAAAGUCUGCGUCGCCUAAGUCCCCGUAUAAACCCGUCUGCUGA